Messenger RNA from Knipowitschia caucasica, 210 nucleotides. The record is from the annotation of a GenBank genome assembly. Lineage: Eukaryota; Metazoa; Chordata; Actinopteri; Gobiiformes; Gobiidae.
AUGAAAAGCACUGCCCUCUACGGUUCCUCCUACUUCUCCUGUUGUGUAAAAGCGGCUUCUGACGCUCAGUUUUGCCGUCAAAGCCAUGGCUACGACUGCGCUCCGGGUGAGGAUGCUGGUCUCCCGGCUGCUCCUGCUCUGUCACAUAGCCGGGCCUCAGUGGAGGACAGACAGUGCGGCCAGUGGAGUGUGGCCAUGCUUACACUCUGA